AUGCAGCCAAAUGAAGAAUCAAGUGGAACUGCUCGAAGAAGAUUUGAGGACGAGGGUGGAUUACUGCCAGAUAGCGGUGGUGUCGUGAAGAAUGAUGUUGUGGUCGGCGAUGGCACCGGCGUGAAUACCUGCGGCCUCCGUCAACAUCAGCAGCAACAGCAGCAUUCUCAACGUCAUCGUUAUCGUGAAGAACAGUCGCAGCUCCAGCCGCAUUAUCAACAGCGUCAGGAGGAAGAGCUCGAGGAUUUCCUGUGCUUUCGCGGACCACCGGAACAGGAGAUGGUGGCCCAAGAAAUGGCACAUAGUUACACGCAGCUCCUCCAUCCAGGUCAGGAGCCGCAGGAAUUCAUCUCGUUGGAGGAGCUUCAGCCGCGUAUCCAUCAGGAGCAUCAUGUUCACGAUAAUCACAGUCAGGUCGUUUCAACGAUGUCGCCGACCGGUGCUCAACUCUAUCAGCAUCAUCAUCAACAGCAGCAACAGCGGAGUUACUAUAAUCUCUCGGCUGUUCAAGAAAGUUCGUGUUCCACAGUUUACUUCGGCGACAUAGGUACGGGAUCGGGGGUGGGAGAAGUAACCGUCGCCUCGGCGGGGGGGGGG
This is a messenger RNA of Habropoda laboriosa, 597 nucleotides long. RefSeq names its product sex-determining region Y protein-like. The record is from RefSeq and is a predicted model, not a curated record. Lineage: Eukaryota; Metazoa; Arthropoda; Insecta; Hymenoptera; Apidae. The transcript is spliced from 3 exons. The annotation marks the transcript as partial.